This is a messenger RNA of Pelodiscus sinensis (Chinese soft-shelled turtle), 4164 nucleotides long. The record is from RefSeq and is a predicted model, not a curated record. NCBI's taxonomy places the organism in Eukaryota, Metazoa, Chordata, Testudines, Trionychidae.
AAUAUUGGUGCCAAAUUAGCUAUCUUCCAGUCAUUAGGUACAGAAGCUGAUUUAAAGGACACAUUACCAUGGCAUCUUCCAGCCCAAUUUUAUAUGGUGAAUUGGAGAGGUUGCAAGGACAGAAGCCAGCAGGUCACUCUCGUGUUUUCUUCAUUAUGCUGCAUCUGUUGAAAGGAUGGAUGGUCGGUCAGGAGGAUAAAUUGUCGGCCAAGUAGGUGUAGUACUGGAGUGUCUCCAUAGCCCACUUUAUAGCCAGACACUUUUUGUCAACCACUGCAAAUUUCUUCCCUCUCUGAAGGAGUUUUCUACUGAGGUAGAAGACUGGUUGUUCUUCAUCUCCAGCCAUCUGAGAGAGGGCAGCUCCCACUCCUACCUCAGAUGCGUCUGUCUGCAGAAUUAAUUCCUUAUUAAUGUACGGAGCUAUAAGUAUAGGAUUACUACAGAGGGCUGUACGUAGAUCCAUGAAUGUUUUCUUUACUGCACUGGUCCACUACACCAUGUCAGGAGCCUGGGAUAUUAUCAGGUCCAUUGGGAUAUUUGCUUUGGUAGCAAAAUGGGGGACUAAUAGUUUAUAGUACUUCACCACACCGAGGAAUGCUUGGACUUGUUUUUUCCUGUUUGGCUGUGGCUGAUUUUGGAUGAUCUACAGCUUGUUCGCUUGGGGUUUAAUUACUUCCCUUACUACAAUAUAGCCAAAGUAUUUAGCUUUGGCCUAUAGCACCCUGGGCUUGGUUAGCCUGCCUUAAGAUAUCCAACACUGCUUCCACCAGGUAAGUCUCCUAGUUGGGUGUAUGGAUUCCAGUAAAUCUCCCAGUUAGGUGUACAGAUGAUUACAGUGUGUGGUACGCUGCCACAUAACUGAUAUAGGGGCAUAGGAGCUUGUUCAUGAGACAUUCGAAGGUGGCAGGUGACCUGUGCAAUCUGAAAGGGAGAACAGUAUACUGGAACAGUAUACCCAUUUUUUUCUUUUGCCUCCUUGGCCAAAAGGACCUGCCAAUAACCCUUUGUUAAACUGAGAGCAGUUAGAAAACAUGUAUUGCUCAGGUGGUCCACCAACUCAUCAGUGCAGAGUAUGGGAUGUUCAUCAAAUUUGGAUACCUCAUUUAACUGCCUAAUGUCAUUACAAAAACUAGUGGUGCUGUUAGGCUUAGCACCAAAACAAUUGGACUAGACCAUUCACUGUGGGAUUCCCACCUCCAACAACAUCUUUACUUUGGCUCUAAUUUCCUCCCUCUUUGCUCCUGGCACUCGUUAGGGUAUUAGUGUUACCUUGAUUUCAGGGUUUGUGGUAAUGUGAUAAGCCUUGGUCAUUCGGCCUGGCUUAUUUGAGAAUAACUCCUGGUACUGGCUGAUCAUCUUUGCUACUUCAUUCUUCUGGCGUGGUGACUGCUCAGAGGAUAUCUUGGUCUGCUUGGGUAAGGAGUCUUCCUGGAUUGGGACCUCUUGUGUCACCACACGUCUCUUGGGGUUGCCAAAGUUUUAAGAGAUUCACAUGGAAAUUCCAUUCUUCUUUCUGGCACCCUGGCUGUUGCACCUUGUAGUUUAUGGCUUACCCGCCUGGGCCUGCAUCCCUGAACAGGCUGGGAUUUCUUCCUUCAGCCAGGGGUACUUGGCUGCAUCUUCGGCAGGCAAAUCAUAAUAGGCUGUUUGGGCCUUACAACAGAGAAAUGGGUCCAGAAGCUGCUCUAACCCCGCUGUGCUACUGGUGGUGGCACUGAAGGCCACCAGGGGGCCGCCUGGGAGCUACAAGCAGGGUCAGGGUGUGCGAUUGCAUGGGCCAGGAGACACAUGGUGGGGGUAGGCACAGACACAUCCCACAGACCUGCCAGAGGGGAAUGCCUCUCUCGCCCAUUAGGAGGAUUUGAGGACUGGCACUGGCCCUAAGGUAAAUUGAGUUUGAGAUGCCGGGAAUAGAAUAUCAUAUUUUUUCCCUGUUAGGAGAGAAAAGAUGGUCCGAUGGCUUUUAUGCUGGUCUGGUACUUGAGAGAUGUGGAUUAAUCUUCCUGUUGUGCCACAGAUUUCUUGUGUGAUCUUGGAUUUUUCAAAGAACUCCAAUAGCCUAAUUUUUUUCCUCUGCAUGGUAGUUGGUGAUGAAUCCUGAAUUUCCCUUUAAAUUAUGAUGUCUUUUUAAAGAUAAAUGGGUAUGCUUGACCUAACCCUGAACUAAAGCAGUUCCAUGUCUUGUUUGGAUUGUUCCUGUAUUCUGCGGACAACUGUUGAAUCAAUCAGACCAGAAAAGCAAUGUGAAAAUAGCAUCCAUCAAUAUUUGGCAGAUGAACCGGAGUUAUCCUGGAUUCAUCCAUCUGGAAGAGAUGAAAUGUCACUUUGUUCUCCUGAUGUCUCACAUUAUGAACUCCAGGUGGAAAUAGGAAGAGGAUUCAACAAUUUAACUUCAAUCUACCUUGCUCGGCACACACCUACAGGAGCACCUGUGGCUGUAAGGAUCACAGACUUAGAAAGCUGUUCUGAAGAACAUUUGAAAGCUUUACAGAGUGAGGUGGUGCUAUCCCACUUUUUCCAGCACCCCAAUAUAAUGACACUUUGGACAGUGUUUACUGCUGGCAGCUGGCUUUGGGUCAUCUCUCCAUUCAUGGCUUACAAUUCAGCUAGCCACCUACUAAGGACCUACUUUCCUGAAGGAAUGAGUGAAGCUUUGAUAGGAAACAUUCUGUUUGGUGCAGUUAGAGGGUUAAAUUACAUGCACCAAAAUGGUUACAUUCACAGGAAUAUUAAAGCUAGCCACAUUCUGAUUUCAGGGAAUGGUCUAGUUUCUCUGUCUGGCUUAAACCAUCUUUACAGUUUAAUUAACAAUGGACAGAGGUCAAAGGUUGUGUAUGAUUUCCCCCAUUUUAGUACGUCAGUGCUUCCUUGGCUGAGUCCUGAGCUACUGAGACAGGAUUUGUAUGGAUAUAAUGUGAAGUCUGACAUUUACAGUGUGGGGAUAACAGCAUGUGAAUUAGCCAAUGGAUAUGUACCAUUUCAAGAUAUACCUCAUGCAAAGAUGCUGCUUCAUAAGCUGAAAGGUCCGACUUACUGUCCUUGGGAUAUAAACACCUUUCCAUGUGGGGAAUCCAGAAUGAAGAACUCCCAGUCAGGUGUAGAUUCUGGGAUUGGUGAAAGUAUGACACACACAAUGACUAGUGAGAGGUUGCAAACUCCAUCCUCAAAAACAUUUUCUCCUGCUUUCCAUAACUUGGUAGAACUCUGUUUGCAACAGGACCCUGAAAAAAGGCCAUCAGCAAGCAGUUUGCUGUCUCACACUUUUUUCAGACAGGUAAAAGAACAAACAAGGAGUUCCUUACUUUCACUGUUACCACCUCCUGUUCAACAAAACAGACCACAAUUCCUGCCACUGCCCUCAAGAGCAAUCAGGCCUGAGCUUGGAUGUAUUUGCACAAAUGAAAGACAGACAGAGUGGAAUUUUUAAAACAGUGAUAAACCAUCAUACCUCCUCAAUGCUUCAAAGAAGGAAAAUGUGAUUUCUACUUGCUGUUUUUCUCUGUACUGGUUUAAGUACAAAUACGAGAGCUAUACUUGAACACCUAGCACUGUAAAAUGCAGUAGGCCUCACACUGCAGAAAAAGCCCAUCUUAAAACUAUUGAUGCUUAUUAUCCUUCUCCCUAUCCCCUUCGACUGAUAUCCCUUAGUAGUCUCCUUCUAUAGACUGAUCUACUAUUGUACGUAUUCAUAGAAUUUCUACUUGAAGAAUAUUGCAAUCAAGUGCCAUCUGAAUUCCCAAGUACUGCACCACUACAUUCAGGGUCAUAUGGAGCCUUUGGCCUUCAACUGGUUUGUUAAUCCCAGUAUUGGGGUAUCAACUCUUUUACUGCAUUGCCCUCAAAGGAUCUCAGUGUUUUUGGUAACCUUUUAGAGGAUGCACUUUUGGCCAUUGAUAAAGGACUUUAUUAAAUCUAUUUCUAUGUGUAUAAAUGCCACAGUUUGUGCAUCGCCUCAUCUUAGUUGAUUUUGCGUGCUAUUCCACUGACACAUGAUGGAAAUCUUGCAUUUUAAGACUUUAUCCUUUUGGUUUUAUGUAACUCACCGGAGUCACUUUGGCAGCUUAAUAUUGUUGUCUAGAGAAAUUUAUACAUUUUGCAACUGAACACUGACUCUUCCAGAGUAGCAGUAGUUGCAUCUGCCUUAAUACAGGAUUGUGCAUUGGA